Brenthis ino (lesser marbled fritillary) is the source of this 261-nucleotide messenger RNA. Lineage: Eukaryota; Metazoa; Arthropoda; Insecta; Lepidoptera; Nymphalidae. The record is from the annotation of a GenBank genome assembly.
AUGCUAUCAUCACGACCUAUCAUCUCCCGGGUUAUACAGCAAUUUGCAAGACGCUACCACGGUGAACAUGGUAGCUUCAAACCCCCAAGCAUGGACGAGCUCCCCGUGCCCCAGGGCUCCUGGCAGGCACAGUAUGAUGCCAACCAACGCCGCUACAACUCCAUACUCUUGUUCGGCAUUGCCUUCAGCGUUGGAUCGAUUAUCAUUGCGAAGUCUUCAGGUCUUGUCUACCUUAACUACUCUCCACCAAAGUCCCUGGAU